UUGUGUCGCUCUCGGCUAUUGGUGGUUCUGGCGGCAGCUGCCAUUGCAGUGUCCCGGCUGGUGUGAGUGGAGGUCGGAGGAUAGAGACUAUAAUCAUGGCGGGUCGCAGAGCUGCAACCAAGGCGAUCGACUGGUUGGCAUUUGCAGAAAGAGUUCCUCCAAAUCAAAAAGUUAUGUUUAAUGCACUGAAGACUCGCAGUGAUGCCGUGGCUGCAAAGUUGACCGCUCUCCCUGCCAAACCUCCAACAAUUGACUGGGCCUAUUACCGAACCACAAUUGCCAAGGCAGGCCUAGUGGAUGAGUUUGAAAAGAAGUUUAAUGCCCUUACCAUCCCAGAGCCUAAAGAUACCCAAACUGAAAAGAUAAAUGCACAGGAACAGGAAGUUAACAAAUCUGCUGUAGCCUUCAUUGAAGACUCUAAAGCCAGGGUGACCUCAUAUGAGAACGGGCUUGCAAAGUUUAAGGACAUGGUUCCGUUUGAUCAGAUGACCGUUGAAGAUGUAGUGGAAGCUUUCCCUGAAGCCAAGCUGGACAAAGUGAAAUAUCCCUACUGGCCAUACAAGCCCAUUAAUGAACUUUAAGAAGCACCAAUUUUAUCUGUCAAUAAAUCCUCUGUAAAGAUUG
Messenger RNA from Rana temporaria (common frog), 624 nucleotides. It is a transcript of the gene ATP5PD, whose product is annotated as ATP synthase peripheral stalk subunit d. NCBI's taxonomy places the organism in Eukaryota, Metazoa, Chordata, Amphibia, Anura, Ranidae. Gene Ontology annotation, biological process: proton motive force-driven ATP synthesis. The coding region runs from base 96 to 581 and encodes 161 amino acids. Gene Ontology annotation, molecular function: proton transmembrane transporter activity. The transcript has 6 exons. The record is from RefSeq and is a predicted model, not a curated record.